CUUUUCCUUAAAUACUACUAUUUCGUCAGGGCAUAUAUUAAUAAUAUUAUUAUCUUUAGCAAAACAGAGGAGGAAUACCUAGAAUACCUACGUACUAUUCACGAAAUCCUUGACAAGGCCUAUAUCUAUAUUAGCGCUACUAAAUCCUUUGUAAGAUACCUAGCUAUAAGACUCCUUAGGUAUAUCGUAAACGGAGAAGGCAUUACUAAAACCGAUAACCGUAUCGCUAUCUUUAAGGAGCUAAAGUUCCUAGACACUCUUAAUAGCUUAGAGCACUACCUUAGGAUAGCCGGAUAA
Thermothelomyces thermophilus ATCC 42464 is the source of this 297-nucleotide messenger RNA. RefSeq lists its product as uncharacterized. NCBI's taxonomy places the organism in Eukaryota, Fungi, Ascomycota, Sordariomycetes, Sordariales, Chaetomiaceae. The annotation marks the transcript as partial. The record is from RefSeq and is a predicted model, not a curated record. The transcript has a single exon.